AUGCCGGAGGUUCAUCUCACCAUUGCUUCAGCACUUUUGGCUGCUGGUGAUCAAGACCUCUCAGCCUCCGACAGAACAGACUGCAACAAAUCCCGUCUCAAAGAGCUUCUUGAUAGCCCAUGCUCCUUUGGUCGGUGCCGAUCGGGUCACUGCAGUGUGUGUGAGCCUGGCUUGAAGCUCGAGGAUGUUUUGGCUUUCCGUCGAGUUUUUGAUGGCAUGGGCUCAGCAAGGCGGGCUGCAUUCCUGAACAGGUCUUAUGGAGAUGCCAAAGCUGGCAACACUCGCUGCAAGCGGAUCUUCCUUGAAAAACGGUGUUGUGAGAGACAGCUGUUUGCUUUACUCGAGAUAUCGGCCAGCACACUUGGCAAGCUUUGCAAGGGCCAUUGCUUCGAUGGCCGUGUCACUAACGGACGGAUGGUGACUGAAGCUGGUAUGUCGGUGGAUCAGUUCUUCUUGGAGAUGUACCAUUCUGCAGCAGAGUUUCUCCCAGAGGAUGACACAUGCCAUAUGGAGAAUGUUGAUUGGACUGUGCAGCAGGAAGAGUUGCAAGAAUCCCAAGCACCGGAUCUGGGCCGGGAUGAUGAAGAUCUGGCACCAAUGUUGGGAUGGGACCCUGAGAAGUCUUGGCUACACACAGCCAUUGCAUCAGCCGCUGAUGCACACUUGCCCAAGCGGUAUGUGCAGCACAAAAAGCCAAUCGAUAUUUGGUGGCUUUACUUGGCAUGGCGCCUAGUCAGAGUCCCAGAGUCCCAGAGUGCAGACUCAGAGUCCAGAGCGGCCUGUUGGAGCACAUUCUGGCAGCGGUGGAGCAAGAGAUGGUGCCACUGCAUUGGCUUGCGCAAGCCGACACAACAUGCUCAGUGCAACGAUUGCAGCAAGUUUUCCAACCUACUUCACUUCGGCGAUGCUUCUGUUGCAGAAAAGAAAGCGGUGGUACAGCAAGGUGCCUGGAUCAAACAUUCUCUGCAUAAUCCUGGAUGGCAUGGACAAGAGUGUAGCUGGCCACAACUUCCGUUCCGGAAGCCGAAGAACCUGGAGAAGUUCCACAGACCCCGUUUGACCAUUCACCUGGCAUUGGCCCAUGGAUUUUGUGCUGAUUUCUAUCUCGCUGAUGACGAGAACUUCUUUCACGGUGCCUCUUUCUUUUGCGAGAUUCUCACGAGGACUUUGGCCCGUGUACAGGAAGCUUGCAGGCAGCAAGGAAGAUCCAUGCCUGAUCAUCUCGUUAUCCAAAGUGAUAACACUACAGCACAGGCCAAGAAUGCAGAGGUCGCGAACUUCCUCGGGGUGCUUGUGCGGAAGUUCAAGUUUCAGUCCUGUGUCCUGAACUUUUUGCGUGUAGGCCACACGCUCGAAGACGUGGACUUUGUCUUCAGCAUCCUUUUGGCCAAGGUUCUGAGACGAUGCAAGGUCAUGGUGCCAGAAGACCUCAGGACGGGCAUCCUCACAGGCAUGACACCCGUCCUGGCACCCAAGGGCUAUGAUGUGAAUGUGGAGAUCCUCACACAUGUCAGGAAUUUCCAGUCAUGGCUCGGGGCUAUGUGUGUCCAUCCUCACAACUGCUAUAAACGACGUGAAGGCAUCCUGGCACCCCAUUCCUUCACCUUCAAGCUCCGCAUGGAUUUGGCACCCCGUGAGCAGCAGCUAUUGCUGCAGCAUCCCACUGACAGAGGUUGGCCUUCUAAUCCUCUCGAUGUCUUUUGUGUUGUGAAGACUUGGAUGCAAAGCCACGGUCCAAACGGGCCUCCUACCUUGCUUAUCCCGGACGCACGCUUCGACAGAAUCAGCACCGCAGCCCCAACAGAAGCUUGUCGGGCCAGCCACCCAAUGAGACAGCAGAGGACAAAGGAACUGCGGCAGCUGGCAGACGCACUGGAGGAACUCACAGGCACAUGGAAAGCUGAACACUCCAUGUUCCGGUCGGCCCAAGAACUCCGAGAUCUCGCUGACGGAAGGAACCGAGAACCAUCACAGGACGGGUACUUGGAGGCGUUGGAGGCUCCACGGGAUGACCCAAUCGUUGAAGCAGCCUGA
Messenger RNA from Symbiodinium sp. CCMP2592, 2034 nucleotides. Lineage: Eukaryota; Dinophyceae; Suessiales; Symbiodiniaceae. The record is from the annotation of a GenBank genome assembly.